AUGGCUGGUGGGCCAGGGACAGGUUUGUCUCUGAUUGUAUUAAGCCUUAUCUAUCUGAAAAUGGUUGCUUCAGCAAAAACAGCUCCUGAAAUACCCACUAUUGAUCAGGCAUAUUCAAAAAUCAGCAACAGCAUCACAGUGGAAUGGGCUACAGUGCCUGGGGCUACCAGCUACCUCCUCACAGCUGAGGAUGGGGACACUGUUAUUGAAACCAUCGUGGCCAGUUCCCCAGGGACUGUGAUGGGCCUGAAAGCUGCAACCUUGUACCAAAUCACCGUCAGAUCCAUCAGUGCCAUGGGGAGAAGUGAAGCAUCACCCCCAAGGCAGGCGAAGACAGUGUUGGCAGCACCAGUUCUCGAAGUGAGUUCUCCCAGCCCAGACUCCAUUCUUGUGCAAUGGAAAGCUGUCUACAUGGCCACUGGGUUUUCUGUGUCCAUUAUGCGUGCCAAUGGUCUUGGGAGAAUCUGGAAAGAGAAUACCACGGGCACCUCCUUGACAUUCACCAGUUUAGACCCCGGAACUCUCUACACCAUCAAGGCAUAUGCAUGGAAUGCCAACGGAACCCCUGGAGAUGACUCCACUUGUAAUCAGAGAACAAGUCCCUGUGCUCCUGACAACAUUCAAGCAUCCUUUGAUAGCGGGGCACUGAGAGCAUCUGUCUCCUGGACCCUGACAGAAGGUGCUUUCAACUAUACUGCAAUGGCUCUGAGUGACUCUUCAGAGCUGAGCUGCAACACAACUCUCAGUUCCUGCACCAUCUCCUCUCUGCAGUGUGGAACUGAGUACUUAAUUUCAGUUCUAGCAAGCAAUGAUGCUGGAUCCAGCAGAUCAACUUCAGCCCUGCCCCUGAAAACAGUUGCCUGUGCCCCUGGAAGAGUGAACAUCCAAGAAGAUCCUCUUGGCCAUCUUUCAGUGACUUGGUCCAAUGUGGAUCUGGCUGAUUACUAUGUGGCCUUUGUGAAGAGUGAUGAUGGCUUGGAAGUACAUUGUAACACAUCCCUUACCCAGUGUAAUUUCUUAUCUGAGUGUGGCUUCACUUACUUUAUUAGUGUCUUUGCCUAUAACAAGGCAGGACAGAGCCCUUUGGGAGAUGUGUUCAACUAUACUACAGCUCCCUGUUGUCCUAGUGACAUUAACCCAGUGGUGGUAUCUAGUGAUCGGGUAGAGGUUGUCUGGUCUCCUGUUCGUGGUGCCGAACUUUACGAAACCAGGGCAAUGGACGGGUUCAGUGUGGUGGUGUGCAAUGACACGGCUCCUGCAUGCACACUUUCAGCCCUAGAGUGUGACACCAAGUACAAUAUCACCGUGUAUUCCUUCAGCGAGGCCCGGGGCAGCAACACAUCCUGCACUUCCCGAGGUGUCACCACAGCUCCUUGCAGUCCAGAAAUAAAAAAUGUUUCAAAGGACGAGUUCUCCAUGGUGAACGUGUUCUGGCGAACCACGAAUGCAGAUGCGACGUACACGGUGACCGCUCAGGGGGAGAAAGGCCUGUACCAGUGCAGCAGCGCAGGCGAGUCAUGUGCCCUUCACGGCCUGCCCUGCGGCUCCAUGUUCUCUGUCACUGCUGUGGCUGAGACCCAGGCCGGACUGAGCCUCCCCAGCUACAGUGUGCCCUUAGAAACGGGGCCAUGCUGUCCUGCAGGGCUGGCAGUAACUCAAGUCACCCAGUCUGUCAUCAACGUGAGCUGGACUGUUGGCACUGGCGCCCAAACCUAUGUGGCAGUCCUGGCAUCAAACACCGGCCCAUCUAAGUGCCACACUCACCAAAACCACUGCCAUCUGGGCUGCAUCACAUGUGGUGUUAACUAUACCGUGACCCUGAAAGCGGUCAGUGCCACCGGAUUAACUGUAGACUGCGUGUCCCAAAACUAUUCCUCAAAUGCCUGCUGCCCCUUGGGGGUGAAGUUAUAUAGACUGGGCCCUAAUGGCAUCAGGAUCUACUGGCAGGCCUCCCGGGGUUCUGCCAAUUACAGCACCGACCUCUCUGGUUCCAAGGGCAUUUUCACAUGUAUUCCAAGCGCAGGUCACAGUUUCUGUGAUGUCACCGAGAUCCCCUGUGGAGACGUGUAUACCGUGAUGGUCUCACCCGUUGCUGAGUCAGGACUGAAACUUAGCUUCUGUCCCAAAAAGAUAUAUUCAGUAACCUGUUCAGGAAGUACACUUGGAAUGGUGAUUUACAGAGGGAAGACAAAGGCAGAAUAA
Sorex araneus (European shrew) is the source of this 2202-nucleotide messenger RNA. It is a transcript of the gene FNDC7, whose product is annotated as fibronectin type III domain containing 7. The transcript has 12 exons. Gene Ontology annotation, molecular function: protein binding. Bases 1 to 2202 code for a protein of 733 amino acids. The record is from RefSeq and is a predicted model, not a curated record. NCBI's taxonomy places the organism in Eukaryota, Metazoa, Chordata, Mammalia, Eulipotyphla, Soricidae.